AUGGGCUGCGGGUUGCAGGAGCCAGAUGGGGAGGCAGAAAGUGGAGUCUCCAGCUUGGGCCACACGGGUUGCAGGAACCAGGCAGGGGUCGCCUGCUGUGGGCCAUGGCUCACAGGAGCCCUGCGGGGAGCUUCCCACAAUGGGCUGCAGACCCAGGGAGCUGGUGGGCCACGGUCCCAGUUGAAAAGGCAUGUGAGGACACAGGGAGAAGGCAGCCACCUGCAGGCUGGGAACAGGGGCCUCAGAGGAAAACCUGCCCACAUCUCUGUGUUGGACUCCCAGCCUUUUUCACAACCAAAUUGGAGGAAAUGGGUUAUAGAUCAUGACAUUAAAUAUAGUUAAAGUAUUCCUAUGAUGAAAGUAGCUUUCUCCGCAUGUGGGGCUCUCAGCCUCAUUAUCAGCGGUGUCUUUGACAGCCCACAGCCCAUUAAAAACACCUUGAAGAAAGCGUACUCCACACGGCAGAGCGCCACACUUCAUCCCAGGCUGGGAUCCUCGAGGCUGGCGUUACACAAUGAGAAAAACGGUCCUUUCAUUUUUCAUCCUAAGACUCGGGCAACAGAAACACGUUAUCUGGCCCUGUAA
This is a messenger RNA of Otolemur garnettii (small-eared galago), 585 nucleotides long. Its product is annotated as chromosome unknown C7orf71 homolog. The record is from RefSeq and is a predicted model, not a curated record. NCBI's taxonomy places the organism in Eukaryota, Metazoa, Chordata, Mammalia, Primates, Galagidae.